Messenger RNA from Sphaerodactylus townsendi, 1504 nucleotides. RefSeq names its product DIM1 rRNA methyltransferase and ribosome maturation factor (gene DIMT1). Gene Ontology annotation, cellular component: mitochondrial matrix. Gene Ontology annotation, molecular function: rRNA (adenine-N6,N6-)-dimethyltransferase activity. Lineage: Eukaryota; Metazoa; Chordata; Lepidosauria; Squamata; Sphaerodactylidae. Gene Ontology annotation, biological process: rRNA methylation. The transcript is spliced from 12 exons. The coding region runs from base 95 to 1024 and encodes 309 amino acids. The record is from RefSeq and is a predicted model, not a curated record.
CUCGGCAGCCAGUGAUUUUUAUCACCCCGGCUGCUUCUUCGCAGAGGAUCUCUGGUUGUUCGGAAAACGUGUUUUUGGUCCACCGGUUAUUAUCAUGCCGAAGGUGAAGACGAAACUCCAGUCGCGGCAGCAGCGCCGCGAAACGAAAGGAUCAGGACCAGGCAUCCGGUUCAACACUGGACUUGGACAACAUAUUUUGAAAAAUCCCCUCAUUGUGAACAGCAUUGUAGAAAAGGCUGCAUUGCGUCCAACAGAUGUUGUUCUAGAAGUUGGUCCUGGCACUGGGAACAUGACAGUGAAAAUGUUAGAAAAAGUAAAAAAGGUCAUUGCUUGUGAACUUGAUGUAAAGCUGGUUGGUGAACUCCAGAAGAGAAUCCAGGGCACACCUUUGGCCAGCAAGCUUGAAAUAAAGAUUGGAGAUGUAUUGAAAUCUGAUCUGCCCUUCUUUGAUGCUUGUGUGGCUAACUUGCCUUAUCAAAUUUCUUCACCUUUUAUUUUUAAGCUGUUGCUGCAUCGGCCUUUCUUCAGGUGUGCAGUGCUUAUGUUUCAGAAAGAAUUUGCUGAUCGUCUGAUUGCCAGGCCAGGCUCUCCUCAGUAUUGCAGGCUUUCUGUUAAUACUCAGCUAUUAGCCCGUGUUGAUCAUCUCAUGAAAGUUGGAAGGAAUAACUUUAAGCCACCACCCAAAGUUGAAUCGAGUGUUGUACGGAUAGAACCAAAGAAUCCACCACCCCCCAUCAACUUCCAGGAGUGGGACGGUCUACUGAGAAUAGUCUUUGUCAGGAAAAACAAAACUCUCUCAGCAGUUUUUAACUCAAAUGCUGUGAAGCGACUGCUGGAACAGAAUUACCAAAUUCACUGCUCACAGAAUAACUUGGAAAUUCCUAAAGAUUUCAGUAUUGGAAAUCUAAUACAAUGCAUCUUACACGACACUGGCUACUCAGAAAAACGUGCCCGGGUAAUGGAUAUAGAUGACUUCAUCAGACUUCUGCAUGGCUUCAAUGAACAAGGUAUCCACUUCUCAUAAAGGAAAGGAAAAUUACUUUUGCUGGAAUGAACUGAUCUAUGUAUAUAAAUAUGGUAUUGGAAUUUCACCCGUCUUGAAUGUAAGCUAACCUGGGCUGGCAUAGAAUCAUCAGCCAAUGGAAGAGAAAAUGGCCAGUUAGUGUGGAGAAGAAUGUAACCACUAACCUUGGAUGACAGACUUUUGUCAUACUGCUUCCUGCUUCCAGCUAAAGCUAACACGUGGAUUCUUAAUACAGUUAUGGAGGUCUUUAGCAGUGAACAAGAGUGCCAGCCCUGUUGCUUUCAAGCCCAAUUCCCUUACCAAAGAUUUCAUGGAUUUUCUCACUUAAUGAGGCCUUCAGAUUUUUUGUUAAUCAGUAUACAUAGUCUAUGUAUUUCCUUUUGUGUAUUAUAAUGAGAGAACUAUAUUAUAUGAGGUUUUCAAGCUGUAUCUGGUUUUAAAUAAAGAUAUAAAAAACCCCUUUCAGCAUAAAACUUUAAA